Staurois parvus is the source of this 375-nucleotide messenger RNA. Lineage: Eukaryota; Metazoa; Chordata; Amphibia; Anura; Ranidae. The record is from the annotation of a GenBank genome assembly.
CAAGCACCCUACACACGCGCCACCAUUACUCGCUGGCACCCGGUGAUCGCCGAGUAAUACGGACGGGAAGAGAGAACUGUAUUUAAACAAUACAGUUCUCUCCCCUGUUGGCUCCUGCACACUGCUUUGUAUGGCUGUGCAUAGCAGAGCCAGUGGAAAGCACACACACAGCCCCAUAAAAAAACCACACACAGCACACAGUUAACCCUUUGAUCAACCCAGAUGUUAACCCCUUCCUGCCCAGUGCCAUUAGUACAGUGUCAGUGCUUUUUAUUAGCACUGAUCACUGUAUUGGCGUCAUUGAGGAUUUCAGUGACACCAACUCAGCUCCCCCCAGUUUCAGAAUGCCGGCCGCAGUCCCGCUAUAAAUCACUG